CAUCCCACCUGUACCCAAGCUGUGAACCAAGCGAGAGUCCACCAGCAGUGAGCACAUUUCCAUUCCAGUAGUCUGCCUCUGCACAGUCCAUCGGUAGGCUUUGGAUGAUUCGCAGCGCUCUGCCGUCGACUAGUCCAGUCAGUCGAUUACUAAACCUUGCAUCAGGUAGACGACAUUCGUUCCCGCGCUCUAUAGCGUAUACUACAGUGUAGACAAUUGUGGUUCUGCGUUUACGUUCGCGCGAUUAGUUUUGGCGCGGAGCAGACACGUGCCCUCAACUGGAAGGCACUUCAAGUGUUGGUUCAAUCUCUUAGAUCCGAAUUUGUGCCGGAUUAAGGGCCGUGAACCAUCGGAGCAUUGUGAGGUUUUCCUUUCCCGGAGUAUUAGAAAUGCCUUUGAUGUUGAGUGAUUCAAGCGAGAAACCCAAAACCGGAAAGUUGUCCGCAGGAAGAUUCCCUUUCGUUUAAGACCUCCCAACUUUUAUGUGUGCAGGGGGUGGAAGCAGUGCAAGUGAAAAUUGACUUGGCGGCUCAAAACGUAAAGUAAAAGAGAAAAACCGUAACCGAUUCGUUUGGUUAUGCGGCGACUAUGCAAUUGUGAAUGUGAAGUGAAUUUGGUUAUGCUCCACCAAGAUCUGCUAGCAUGACGACGACUCCGAGAUGGGGCAAAAACCGCCGAAGAGAGUGAAUGGAAGAAAUGCACAUUCGAUGGUGAUAUACUAGCUACAGAGCUAUUAAUUAUGCCAACAAUUGGAGUGUGAGUCGAAGACGAAGAAGCGAAAAUCGCAGAAGACGGUCAGUGCUAGGAAUAGAAGUCUUGCAUAGAAAAAAAAUAAGAGUGAAUACAACAGAAACAGCCUUCGCGCGGGGGCGGCCUUGUGGGCAAUCGAGUGGAUCCUACCUUACCUUUUUAAAAGCUUCGAAGCGUCGAGGCGCCAAAGUGAAAAGCGAAGGAAAAGUGCACGCUAUGCUAAAAAUGCAAUUUCACUGCAAUUUUAAGUGAGGUGCGAGAAAAAGGAUCUCGGUUUUAGUGUUGCUUGCUGUUGUUAGUAUUUCCAGUGGGUGGUGAAACUUUGUUUUGAUUUUUUGUGUGUUGAGCUCGUCGCUUCUUAACUUGAUUACCGGAGUCCGCCGGAGCGGAACGAAAAUGAAAAUGAUCAAAGGCAUAACGACGACUAUGACGAUGAGUACGACGAGAUUGGCCCUUCUAGUGACGCUUUUUGCGCUGACAACGGCCGUAGUGAUAGUGAAAUCGGAUUCUGUGCCGGAACGUGGUCCUGUGGAGGCUUCGUCGUCAGGGGUGGAGACUGAUAUGAGUGGUUUAGGUGGAGAUUUGGAGGCUUCGUCGCCUGAUGGGCGGCCAGUCCAAGAAAUUGACGAUGACCGGAGCGAACGUGUGGAAGGUUUUGCUGCAGAUGAUACUCCAACAGUGCAGGCUCAUCUCCUAACGACGAGUACAACGCAAAAUCUUCCAACGCAUCCGCUAACUAGAAAUGAAGACGAAACCGUUUCUACCGCUCCACUAGAUAACUACGAAGGAAGAAGACGUCGUCGUUUGGGAAGAAAACGCAAACGUAGGCCACUACAUGACGAUUACUGGCAGGGAGGACCCGGUCCAAGAGAUGAAACUGAACCGGAGCAAAUCUACCGGGAACCGGAACCAGAACGAAAGCGGCCCUACUCUCGCUGGGAACGUCAACGUCCGGCCGAUCGGUGGGCCAAUCCCUAUACCGACGCCGUUGAUCCACACUCCACGUUCAGCAGCGAUCCACCUUCUAUCCGACGGCCUUACGAACCGUACAACAAUCGAGGCAACCGAGAGAAUUUUCAACCUAUUGACUCCAAUAGGCAAAGAAGACUUCCCAGACCGGAGGAGCAUCCGACUCCCGGAUCCGGGCACAAGGCCUAUCGUAAACCAUAUUCACAAGCCAAGCGAAACGAAGAAGAAGGUGGAUCGUCUGACGAACAAGGUAAAACCGCUGCUGCCGACCUGAAAGCCCUGCUGAAACAAUCAGGAGGAUUGAGUCUAAGUGAGAUUCUACAGCAACGAAACAUUUCCCUUCAAGAUCUGAUCAAGGGCAAGCAAAUGGCUCUUGCUGCGUUAACACAAAGUCCCCUGGAUAUUACGACAGUUACCGAACAAGACAACGAAGUUUCUUCCACGGUAUCUACAUUAUCCAGCGUCAGGUUCCGACUGAACGAAGAACCUACUCCACGAACAGAUUUCCAAGAAAUCAAAUCUAUGAAGCGGAUUCCAGUAUUCUCGCCUUCUGCAGCUCCCAGCACAGCAACCGAACCAUCAACGACUACAACAAUUACCACCACAACUACCACAACGGAGCUUCCACCAACAGCUCAAGACGAAACCAACUCCGUUGAAGACAUCAUUACACUCGAAAACCUCGGAGACCAUAACGAAAAUGUUGCCAUUUUCCCAACGGUUGAAAUCAAACAGCUUGCUCUUAAUCCAGUGCUUCCCACCGUCAAAGAGGAACGACUUCGACCCAUCAAAGGAAUAGCGUCCCGAAUACGCCCAGAUCUGAGCAAUUCCAAUAUUCGCACAGAGGAAAUCUUCUCCGGCACCAAUAAAAGACUAGAAUCUCUCAAACCGUACGCCACAGCCGAGCCAUGGCACUCAUCAACAUCCACUUCCGCCUCAUCAACCACUUUCAUUCCAAGCACUACAACUCGCGAGAAGUGGACUCCCUCAGCCGCCCUUCAAGGAAAAUAUCUCAACAGGUUCCAGCAAACCAAAUCUCGACAACGACCCACGGUAGCCGCGUCCUCCGACCCCAAUCCAGAAGAACAAACCGAACAGACUCUUCCCGAAACGGAAGCAGCCCCGAUCCUGAUAUCCUCCGAGCGCACCCUCAUGCGAGUCCCCACUGUUCGCAACCGGCUCUCUAUGAAGCUCAAAAUCCGAACUUCUACGGCGGCACCCUUCUCGGCUCAACCACAGUCCACCGAGAACCACCAACUCGCCGACAUAGAAUUCCACGACGAGUCCGAGAACGUCACCAAGCUGCUCGAAAGUGAAGAACCCGAGCUGAACAUCAUCGAAAAGUUCACCUCCUUCGAGGACACCAAGAGCGCCUCAAUCCCGCACUCGAGCUCCUCAUCCGAACCAUCAACCACCGAGUUCAGCGAAGACGACCUCAUCGAGCGAAUCAACCAGAACACCCAACGAUCCUUCACGGACAGCCUCGAGGAAUACUUCCGCGACGUCACCGAGAGCAACCCAUCGCUGUUCAACGAUCUUGGCCCACUCACCCUAUCCGAGGAUCGCAAAGAAAUCCUAGAGCUGAUGGAAGACCGACGCAUCGGCGCUCGUCUCGCUAAAGUUCUCUCCCAAAGAAACAUGACUCUGGAAGAACUCCUAGAACAUCGCAAACGAGGCUCUAGCCAAUUGCACCUCUCGGAAAUCAUCAACGGCAAAACCAGGCCUGUCGAAGACAACAUGGAUAUCGUCACGGCCUUCGAGCACUUCCCGCGGUUCAACCUGGGCAACCUGCGUAGCGUUCAGCCGGACGACAUCAAGCUCGACUCUCAGGGCUUCAGCUACUUCACGUCCAUCAUCAGCAUGCGACCCACGGACGAAACCUACAAGGAGGGUCGUUCGAUGCAUCACCGAGGUGAUCACAAGUUUCUCGAUUGGAAACUGCAACCACACCAGCAGCACCCAGCCAAUCACAAAAUGGACGGGAUCCAUUUUUUAGGUAACGGCGGAUCGAAGGGUGGGCUGAUAACCCCUUCGAGAAUGUCCGCCGACGCCGAGUUCGACAGCAGCCACGACCAACCCAGUAGUAGCGAUCUGCUCGAUCUGGAACUGACCGGCCACGGGUUCAACCACCGGCACACGGUAACCAUCGAGAGCGCCUCGAUGCCGCUGGGCGUCAAGUCGGCGAUCGUGGCCAGCUCGUGUAUUGUCGGCGUAUCGCUGGCCGUGUUUGCGUUGAUCUUCGUCGUGUGCCGAUGGCGCCAGCGGCGAAGAAACAAACUCAACUACACGGAGAACUUCAACAUGGCCAAGGGCCGGCUGCCAAUGAUGCACACCGAGAGUCUGAAGAACGAGCAGAUGCAGGUGUACACGACUCAGCAGUCGCUGCAUCAACAGCUUCCGCAACAACAGCAGCAGCAGCAACAUCAACAGUAUUCACAUCAUCAGCGUCAACGGAAGGACAGUAAGGUCAACACGAUGGAUCCCAACUCGCAGGAGGUGCAGGACUACCUGUGGGACACGAUGCGCAAACCGUUCCAGUAGGUGCUCCAUCAGACGCUGCAGGACAUCAUUUUGAAGCCAUACGUACUGCGCCGCGGAACAACUGAAAAUUUAGAUCCAAUGCCCACUCUGCAUCCAGAAAUCAGUAGAACAUGGGACGUCCCUGAAGACCCCCUAGUAGAUUCUCCACGGCCAACCGACUCAAAUCGGAAUAGAAAUUUAGCAGUUACUAUUUUCCAGUCCUUCCUUCCCUAGAUACUGUUCUGCUUAACUGUUCUUUCGAAUUCGACUAUCCAUCCGCACUAUCUGCUAUUAUUAUGAGUUCAUUUAUUAAUAAUAACCACGAUUCUGUGGAUGGGCACAACGUUACGAUUCAAUAUCCGCUUGAACGGGCACCCACCAUCUACAAACGACAAGGGCCAUGUCACUACAUGACAGUUGAUUGAUGCAAACAGGCAGCGGAAAAUGCGCGCGAAAAGAGAAAAAGUAGAGAGUAAUGAAAGCAAAUCAAUAAAAGGGCGCAAAAGUGAAAUGUAAUGAUCCAACAGAAAACGGGAGAUGGAUCGGAAACAUGCAACAACAAAAAUGCAUAAAACAAAUCAUAGGAAAGUAAGUGUGAACAAUGUGCAAUACAAAUAACGAGAAGCAUAAUCAUAAUCAUCCACAUCAUCGUAAUUGUCGGUGCAAGCGAUAAUAUCACCUGGCAUGUUAAAUAAAGCAACAGCGAGAUAUGUUUUAAUUUAGUACCUAGCAAACGCUAACACGGUGCUCCGUAGACCGUUAACCGAAAAAAAAAGUCUUCGUCAAAUCUGUGCUCAACAGUCGUUUUCUACGGUUAAAAUGUAUGUCUGGGCAGAAUUUAAAAAAAAAACAUAGGACUGGUUUUGAAGUUUCGCCUUUUUGAUGUUAUACGACAUCAGAUACGAAAUCAGAUAUAUUUAAACGGUUAUUUUACUAGUUCGUUUUAAUUUACCAUUUACCGUGAUUAUCAGAAGAAUAAUUGCUUCAAAACAUGUAAUUCUGAUUUAUUUUGAUUUUGUGGACUUUUGCCAUCAAAAACCGUAAUUUAGAAACGAGCCCUACGUAAUUUUCUAAACUUUGCCAAGAUACGCAACAUAACCACAGAAAACGACUCAUGAGUACAGUUUUGAUGGUUUUUUUUUUCGAUAACAACGGUCUGAGGAGCACCGUGGAUAAUUUAUGUGCAACAUCGGUAGCCAUUCAUGUACGAGAGCUACAGACCCCUUCACCCUGUUCUUCACCCCUCAUUCCAUUAUUGUAGUGAUAGUGAUUUUAGCUGUAAGGAUUUGAAAAAUAUUUCUUUGAAAUUCAAGACAAUGUAAGAUAUGAAAUCGAGUAAAAGAGACUGGCAGAGAACGAUGAAAUACGAAAUAAAAAAAAACAGUUCGAAAAGCACCGCCCGCAGUAAACAAGUACAUAGGAAUAAAACCGGUCGAACAUUGGUUGGUUGAUUGAAUCCGAGAUCGUCAUUACGCUCAUUAGUCAAUUUUACACUUUAUUUGGCCGGAUCCAGUCGGUCCGAACCGUGUCUCGAAAUUAAUUCCAUUCGAAUGCAUAUACAAUUAUACAUACAUUACAUUAUACAUACAAUUAACUCGAUUCCAACCAAUCGCCACCCAUUGGGUCCCCGGUGCCCAUUGCUACAGGGUAGGAGAUAAUGAUUGUAUUUAAAUGGGUGCCAAACCAGGUAUUACCGAGGUGUGGGUGGCACCGGGAAUAAAAAA
Molecule: messenger RNA, 5963 nt
Organism: Aedes aegypti (yellow fever mosquito)
Lineage: Eukaryota; Metazoa; Arthropoda; Insecta; Diptera; Culicidae
Exons: 3
Coding region: 1147-4260 (1037 amino acids)
Source: RefSeq, a predicted model, not a curated record